CGACAGGAGUCAGUACGGUCAUUGAUGAAUGGAGAACCGCUUGUUUUACAUGGGUGGACUUUGACAGCUCCAAUUGGUUUCCGGGCUGUCUGCAAAACUAUACGAGAGACUGGAUUUGCAACAAGCAAAUUGCCAAUCAUCGUGAGUCUGGAGGUACACGCAGAUGCAGAGCAGCAGGAGGUCAUGGUCGAAAUCAUGAAAGAAGAAUGGAAGGGCCUGUUGGUAGAGAUGCCAAACGAAGACUGCAAUCCUGAUGAAAGAUUACCCCGACUCGGAGAACUGCUCAACAAGAUUCUCGUCAAAGUCAAGAAAGCUCCCUCAGUGCCGUUGGACAAGCAGGAACUCACGCCAUCAAGUUCUCUGGCACCAAUUCCGACCAGAGACACUGAUUCGAUACAUUCUGGAUCGGAGGACGAACGAGGCAGUACUAGCGGCAAGAAGAAAGUGAAGAUCUGUGAAAAUUUAAGCAAUUUGGGAGUUUACACUCACAGUGAACACUUCGUCAGCUUCGAAGCAAAAUCGGCCAAGAAACCGCCACAUAUCUUCUCCAUCGGCGAAAGCCAAAUCCUAGACCUACAUGAUACGAGAAAAGACGAAAUGUUCUCCCACAAUCGCGAUUUCUUCAUGCGAGCUUACCCCGCAAGUUAUCGGAUCGAUUCCUCAAAUCUCGAUCCAUCCAUUUUCUGGCGCAAAGGCGUGCAGAUGGUCGCUCUCAACUGGCAAAAUCUCGACAUGGGCAUGAUGCUCAACGAAGGUAUGUUUGCCGGUGAGCAUGGAUGGGUCUUGAAGCCGCCGGGCUACCGCAGCGACCAUACAGAGCCAAUCCAGUACAAGACGCUCGAUCUCAAGAUCACGAUCUUUGGCGGUCAGCACCUUCCCAUGCCUCCACACCAGACAUUGAGCGGCUUCAAUCCGUACAUCAGAUGCGAGCUGCAUGUUGAGAAGGAACAAGAGAGCAGUAGCGAGACCGCCAAAUCCAGGAAGCAGCAGACUGGCUACCAGAAAGGCGACCACCCAGAUUUUGGUCCUGAAGGAUGUGCACUAGUUUUUCCCACGAUGAACAAGGUGGUGGAAGAGCUAAGCUUCGUGAGGUUCAAAAUCGAAGACGCUCGAUAUGCAAAGGAUAACCUUGCCGCAUGGGCCUGCAUCCGCCUUGAUCGCUUGCAGCAGGGCUACAGAUUCGUGUACCUCUUGGAUGCAAAGGGCCAGGCGACCGCGGGCCUAUUACUGGUCAAGGUCGAGAAGAAGACCGUGAGCUGGAAAUAG
This is a messenger RNA of Mollisia scopiformis, 1266 nucleotides long. Its product is annotated as PLC-like phosphodiesterase. The annotation marks the transcript as partial. The record is from RefSeq and is a predicted model, not a curated record. The transcript is spliced from 2 exons. NCBI's taxonomy places the organism in Eukaryota, Fungi, Ascomycota, Leotiomycetes, Helotiales, Mollisiaceae. Gene Ontology annotation, molecular function: phosphatidylinositol-4,5-bisphosphate phospholipase C activity. Gene Ontology annotation, biological process: lipid metabolic process; phosphatidylinositol-mediated signaling.